Molecule: messenger RNA, 2267 nt
Organism: Cokeromyces recurvatus
Lineage: Eukaryota; Fungi; Mucoromycota; Mucoromycetes; Mucorales; Mucoraceae
Product: VTC domain-containing protein
Exons: 4
Coding region: 130-2094 (654 amino acids)
Cellular component (GO): fungal-type vacuole membrane; vacuolar transporter chaperone complex
Source: RefSeq, a predicted model, not a curated record
CUUAAGCAACGCCAAUUAGAUCAUGAAUGGCAAGAUAAAGAUGAAGCAGAAUUCUCUCAAGUCAUCAAGUCAGAACUUAUCAAAGUCUAUCAAUUCAUUGAACAGUCUCUGAGUGAAAUUAAUAAGCGAAUGGGACAAAACGAAGCUAUACUGAAUCGACUUAGUGAGUGUUCUCAAGAGAACGAUUCUAAAAAGGAAUAUGAUGCAGUUGCUGACACGUUAACUGAAAUUCUCUUUGAUGUGAAUGACCUUGCCAAAUUUCAUCAGAUUAAUAUGACAGGAUUUGAAAAGAUGAUCAAGAAACAUGAUCGGUACACGAAACAGGAUUUACGUACCUUAUUCUGGCAUCAAUGGCAACCCUUGUGGCCUAUUGAUAAACUCUCGAUUCAGUUUGAUAUCUUGAUUGUCAAGAUAUCUGAACUUCAUGACCUCUGUCGUUUGCAUGGCCAUCCUCGAUCCCAAUUAAAUGCUUAUAGUAUGGGUGGCGAUCAAAUUGAAUUUGAACGUGCUACAGCCAAGUUCUGGAUUCAUCCUGAUAAUAUUACAGAAGUAAAAUCUAUCAUACUUUUCCAUUUGCCAGUUCAUGUCUUCAACAAGAAAAAGAAACUAGAGGCCUCUGAUAUGGCAGUGUCUAGCGUCUAUUUUGACAAUCCUCAGUUUGAUCUCUAUACAGAACGACUUGAACGUUACGAGGCCGCUGAGGCCAUUCGUUUACGUUGGUACGGUCCACAUAAAGAUGAAAAUGAUAAUAUCUUUGUUGAACGUAAGACGCAUAAGGCGCCUUGGCGUGAAGGGAAAUCGGUCAAGGAUCGUUUCAGGUUAAAAGAAGGUUUAGUCAAUUCCUUUUUAUCCAGUGAAUAUACUGCUGAUCAUCUUGCAGAAGAUAUUCGUCAUGAUAUGAAAAAGAAGCAAACGAAAUUAGAAUCAAUCAUCCAAGAAAAUCAUUUUGUAGCUUCAGGUAUUCAGAAAUCCGUUAAAGAACGUCAACUGAAACCAACCUGUAGAGUCUUUUACAAUCGUACCGCCUUUCAGUUACCUGGUGAUCAACGUUUACGUAUCAGUCUUGAUUGCAACCUGACAUUCAUUCGUGAAGAUGGAUGUGAUAGUAAUUGGAAAAGGACAGAUAUUGAUAUUGACUUCCCUUUUAGAUCCAUCCCUGAGAAAGAUAUUUUGCGCUUCCCUUAUGCUAUCUUGGAAACAAAAUUACAAACUCAUCUUGGUCAAGAGUGUCCUGCAUGGUUAGAUAAUUUAAUUGAGUCACAUUUAGUGCAUGAGGUUCCUCGAUUUUCUAAAUACUUGCAUGGUGCCUCUAUUUUGUUUAAGGAUCAUAUUCCUACUGUUCCUUAUUGGUUACCUCAAUGUAAUAUAGAAAUUAGAAGACCCCCCAUUACCAACAUUGGAUUGUCACGCUCCAUGAGUUUUAAGCCUCUCGUGAACGGUCACCACCGAACUUCGCUUCUGAUGAUGUAUGACAGGGAACUAAACGGUUAUAAUACAACACAAGAAAAGAAAAAGAAAAAUACAUCAUUGUUCAAUACAAGCCGAUUUCGAACCAUAUCUAAUAGUCUCUUAAAAAGGGAAUCUAACCAAGAAGAAACAAAAAAUGAGGACAUGAAUCAUUUAUCUCUUAAUUUAAUGGAUCCUCAUAAUGAUCUCAAGGAAGGGAAAAAGACUGUUUUACCUUCACGUUCUACAAAUGGAUCAAGAUUAGGUAAAAGGACAGAACCAAAAACAUUCUUUGCGAAUGAACGUACAUUUAUUUCCUGGCUUCAAUUUUGUGCUCUUUUAUUAUCUGUUGCAUUAGGAUUAUUGAACCAUGGUGAUCGUAUCUCUCGUAUCAUUGGGGCUGUAUUUAUUCUGAUAUCUUCUGCCUUAUCAUUCUAUGCAUUAGGAAGAUUUCAGUAUAGAUCAUGGCAGUUACGUACGCAUCGACAGAUUACACGAUAUGACGAUAUCUGGGGACCUACAGUAUUAUGUAUUAUACUUGUCAUUGCCCUUGUGAUUAAUUUCUACCUUCGUUUAGAAUCUUUAUCACCUGAAUAUCAUGAAGCUCCAAGACCUACUUCUUCUGAAUCAAAAUCAUUUGAUAAUUAAAAAAAAAGUAUACAAAUUGGAUUGUUUUCCCUGUUCUUCCUCUCUCUCACUCUCACUCUCUCUGUCUCUCCUUCUCUUCUCCUCUCCUUCCUUCUUUUCCCCUCUUUCUUCUACCUUUUUUUAUUUUUCUUUGCUUUCCACAUAGAUAUUAUUAAGAAUGACUUUUAUCUUUU